Messenger RNA from Trichosporon asahii var. asahii CBS 2479, 1647 nucleotides. RefSeq names its product MFS transporter. Lineage: Eukaryota; Fungi; Basidiomycota; Tremellomycetes; Trichosporonales; Trichosporonaceae. Gene Ontology annotation, molecular function: transmembrane transporter activity. The transcript is spliced from 3 exons. Gene Ontology annotation, biological process: transmembrane transport. The coding region runs from base 1 to 1647 and encodes 548 amino acids. The record is from RefSeq and is a predicted model, not a curated record. Gene Ontology annotation, cellular component: membrane.
AUGUCCAAACACUCCGUGGACAGCCCACCGCCCGACUACAAGGCCGAGGACCUGCAGAUUGAGAACGAAAAGGGCUCGCCCGUGACUGCGGAUCUCAAAGAAUUGGCCGAGCGAGGUCACGCCGUCACCGACGAAAAUGGCCAAGUUCUCUUCCAUUUCGACCCCGUCGCCGAGAAAAAGCUUCUACGCAAGAUAGAUCUUUGGGUUGUGCCGACUGUUGCAAUGCUUUACCUCUUCUGUUUCAUCGAUCGGGCUAACAUUGGAAACGCGAAGAUUGCUGGGCUCGAGAAGGACUUGAAGAUGAAGGGGUACGAUUACAACAUCCUCCUCACUGUUUUCUAUGUUCCCUACAUUUUCUUCGAGAUUCCUUCGAAUGUCGCUUGCAAGUACUUCGGCCCUAAGAUCUGGAUACCUUUUCUAUGUCUUGGAUUUGGCGUAAGUGUCGAAAUGCGCGCAGAAAUCGACUUUUUCGGCGGUGGAUGGGUGGUGUUCAUCCAAUGCGAGGUCUCAGAUGCUAACUGCCAGCUCAUGUCUCUCGCUACGGCCUUCGUGAAGAACUUCCACGCCGCCAUCGCUGUCCGUUUUCUCCUCGGCGUCUUCGAGGCCGGAGUGCUCCCCGGUAUCGCCUACUACCUCUCUCGCUGGUACCGCAAGGCUGAGCUCGUCUUCCGUCUCGCGCUGUACUUCUCCAUGGCUCCGCUUGCUGGCGGGUUCGGUGGCCUGCUUGCGUCAGGACUCGUCACCCUCAAAAUCGGCAGUCUGCACGGGUGGCCCUCGCUGUUCCUCGUUGAGGGUAUCAUCACCAUGGGCCUGGCGAUUAUCUCCUACUUCACGAUGACUGACCACCCCUCUACUGCAUGGUGGUUAUCUGCGGAGGAGAAGGCGCUCGCGAUUGCCCGCGUGAAGAGCGAGAACGUGUCAACCACCGAGAUCACCGAGAAACUCGACAAGACCAAGCUCGUAAGAGGCAUCGUGAACCCCAACACGAUGGCUGUGUCCUGGAUCUUCCUGCUCGUCAACAUCACAGUGCAGGGUAUUGCUUUCUUCACCCCUACCAUCAUCGCCACCAUCUACCCGAACGCCUCGGUCAUUCGCAAGCAGCUGUGGACCGUGCCGCCGUACAUGGUCGGUUUCGCGGUCAACCUCAUUGUUCCCUUUAUCAGCUGGAAGAUCAACAAGCGUCUUCCGAUCUUCAUCAUCUCGGCCUGUCUUCCGAUUAUCGGCUAUAUUAUGUUCCUCGCGACAGACACCGGCGACGGCAAAGCGCGCUAUGCCGCUGUCUUCCUCAUCGUCAGUGGCGCCUUCCCCUUCGGCUGUCUUUGCAAUGCUCAGGCGGCCGUCAACGUGCUCAGUGACAGCGCACGCUCGACAGCGAUCGGCUGGAACGUCAUGAUCGGCAACAUCGGCGGUCUCAUCUCCACCUGGUCCUUCCUCCCCAACGACAGUCCCAACUACCCCAUCGGUAAUGGCCUCAACCUCGCGGGCAACGCAACCAUUCUCCUUACCUCCGUCGCCUUGCUCAUCUACCUCAAGGCAGACAACAAGAGGAGGUCCAAGGUCGACGUUCACCAGUUCCUGGAGGGCAAGUCGCCGAAAGAGAUCCAGGACCUCGACUGGAAGAACCCGGCGUUCAGGUGGCACAUUUAG